Molecule: messenger RNA, 1160 nt
Organism: Peromyscus maniculatus bairdii (prairie deer mouse)
Lineage: Eukaryota; Metazoa; Chordata; Mammalia; Rodentia; Cricetidae
Product: C-C motif chemokine 6-like
Biological process (GO): cell chemotaxis; chemokine-mediated signaling pathway; positive regulation of cell migration
Cellular component (GO): extracellular region
Molecular function (GO): chemokine activity; CCR chemokine receptor binding
Source: RefSeq, a predicted model, not a curated record
UGGAAUUAGCAUGUUGAGUAUCGUGUAGUCAAAGAACAGCAUUAUGAGCUGUAACCUGGGACUUCCUGGUCCUCUCACUUUUAUAAAUAGCCAGGUAAGGCAGGGGACAGCGAGCAGUCUGAAGACCAGUUGGCUCUGCCCACCGGGAGGAUGAAGUCUUCUCCUACUGCUUUCUCCUUCCUCUUUCUUGCAGCUGCUCUUGGGCUCCAGGCCCAGAUCAUACAUGCGACAGAGACAAAAGAAGUCCUGGAGGCAAAGGAAGGACUUGAACUUGACAUGCUUCCCCUGGGCUUUGGAGAGUCUCCAGACUGCUGCUUCUCCUAUACCUCAUGGAUCAAGUGUUCAAGAUUUGUAUAUUAUUUUCCAACCAGUGGUAGUUGUCUCAAGCCAGGCAUCAUCUUUGUCACCAAGAAGAGGAACCAGGUCUGUGCCAACCCCAGUGAUCAGAGAGUUCAGGAGUGCAUAAAAUGCCUGAGGCAAAACCUAAGACCUGGGAACCAAGCCAUUGUGUGAGAAGGAGGGCAUCUAUUGCCAACCACUUUCUUCUGCCUUCCCCAGUGACCGCCUAAGAGGUUGUCAGCGUUUUUUUUUUUUUGUUUGUUUGUUUUUAUUAAUAUAAAAACAUUUACUUUCCUGUUCUGGUUUAGAGCAACACAUCUAGCUUUGUCACAGGGGGAUCUUGUCUGUGCCAAGCCUAGUGAUCUGAAAACUGAGAAGUGCAUGAAAAGCCUGAUGCUGACCUCAGUGACAACACAUAACAUUUAAUUAAGACAAGGGGGCAAAGGCUGGAAAGAUGGCUCAGUGGUUAAGAGCACUGACUGCUCUUCCAGAGGACCUGGGUUCAAUUCCCACUCAGAUAGCAGCUCAAACUAUCUGUAAUUCCAAUUCCAGGGGAACUGAUACCCUAGUCUGCUCUUUAAUUAAUAGUAUUUACAGUAUUUUUUAUGAAUUCAGCUUGACAUGACUAGCACCACCUUGAGCUGUAACCAUGAUUGCCUCAGAAUGAAUAACUCUUGGGUUUUCUUGCAUAGUUUCCCAGCAGAUUAUAAAUGGAUAAACUAAGAGUGGUCUGUGGGGCUUGGGAAUGUGCCUGGUUCUGAUAUGAGCUUAAGGCAAGCCGGAUACAUUUAACUAGGAUGAAAUAAAUCCUGCCUUAGCCU